Molecule: messenger RNA, 2715 nt
Organism: Podospora pseudocomata
Lineage: Eukaryota; Fungi; Ascomycota; Sordariomycetes; Sordariales; Podosporaceae
Exons: 3
Coding region: 716-2632 (638 amino acids)
Biological process (GO): protein polyubiquitination
Molecular function (GO): protein binding
Source: RefSeq, a predicted model, not a curated record
CAUCACAGGCGCACCUUGCCGUAGGAACCUUGAAGGCCAGCCGGAAUCGUUUCAUUUGGGGGUCCGCUGCCAAUAGCUCGAUUGUGGAACGCAGCGGUGCAGGACCGCGCAACUAAUCCCACGCUUCAUGACACACCCGUGCGGUAACAUGUGCUGUUCUCGCGGCAGUAGAUGUCACACCAAAUUCUACCGAGGCCGUCUGAUGUGAGAAAACCGAACGACGUUGAAAGAGACUUCGUCAUAAGAAAAUCUACUGGAUUGGAUUAUUGGCCGAAUCGGGCAUAGUGUGCUGCGGCAGCCUCAUUGUGUGACAGGUGCCUUAUCGGACGAGCAGGGUGAUCGGCAUAGGGUUUAUCUAUUGGGUGGUGUGGGAAGGUGUAUCACGCCGAGCGGGGUUGUGGGGUCUGGGCCUGGCACUUCCCGAGCCCAGGUGGGGGAGACUGGUUCGCAUUAGGUUGGGGCAGGAGGGCUUGUUCCUGAAGCUUCGAUUCUUUGGAACAAAGUCCUACGCCCUAAAGACCUCUCUCCUGUCUCUGUGAACCCGUUGCACAAGCACUUGAGGAUGCCUCUCUUCCCUUGUGCAAUGAGCUGUUUCUUUCCCGCCUCAUCCAUGCCCCUCCACAAGUGCCCAUUCUCCUAGAUGCUAGUCUAGUUUUCAUUCUUUUGGAGGGGAGUUGUUUGUCCAAGGCAUUCUAUAUUUGAAAGCCCCGAAGUCAUGGCAAGUUUGGGGAGUUUGCCUAAGGAGCUUUUGCUCCACGUACUGUCAUUUCUUGAGCCACCAGAACUUGUCCCCGUCCAACGCGUCUCCCGCGAGUUCAGCAAAAUUGCUCGUGAUGAUGUCGUCUGGCGCGCAAGAUGUUUGCGAGACUCGUCCUAUCUCUCUUCGCUACGUAGUCGUCUUCGGCUGCAAAAUCUCAACUUUGCCCUCCUCCAAGCCGCCAACGGUGUGAGGGCUCCGUCAGAGGAAGCUGGAGAGGCAAAUGAAGACUCUUGGAUAAAGUGCAUCUCUGGCUCAGAAGUAGACGGGGACCGCCUCAGCAGUUCGCAACGUCUAGAGAGAGAACGAGUUCGCAUCACGGCCAAUUGGGACCCAAUCUUCCCUGAUGAGCAGGUCUCUUGGUAUGAUGAAUACAUACGCCGGCAAGGCCCGAUAGUCGUAUCGUGGUUUCAGACGCCAUACGCUCAUGGCACUGGAACCAAGUCCAGGUCAGCAGCCGAUUUUGUGGAGACCAGGGGGGUAGCUUUGUACUAUCCCGACGGCGAAGAACGUCUGGACGGAAAGGUACUGGCAGUCUCUCCCCUAGAUGAUGGGAGUGUCUGCCUCUGGCAUGUCAGUGGCGGUUCUGCCACGAAAAGAGGUGCCAUUGUUGCUCGUAGCCGACCGGGCAUCUUGUUUGCCGGUCCCAAGACCAGAUCUAAUCAGAUAGAUUCUGGCGUCACUGAGUGUGUGAGCGUGGAUAGCCAGAGACACAGGGCAUUUUUUGCGGUACAGCAAAACCUUAUCGAGGUCGACUUACCCACACUGUCAGUCAUACACCGUGAGACAUUCCCGUGGUCUAUCGCGACUUUAUCAGCCGCCAACUCGGCCGUUCCUCUCACUGUCGGCACAAGCCUCGGCCUUCACCUUCAUGACUACCGAUCUAGAAGCCCCCCUCGAGCCGAUAUUGUUGACACGAUAGAUGCCUUUGACGGGACGAAAGUACAACUCGAAGACAUCAGCCAAGAUCCAUACCGACAGCUAUUUGACGACUCGCCUCUACCCCCUUACGUCCCCCUUGCACAGCCAGGGCCUGUGAGUAUCCUUCACCUCCCAGUAGAAGGCCAGCCCAGCAGCCUAUCCGACGACAUCUACGUCGCCGGUCGCUUCAAGAGCAUCCUGCACUACGACCGCCGCCAAUUUUCCCGCAUCAAAGGAACAGUCUACUCGGGCGCCAAUCUCUGCAGCAUGACAUCGCUACCCUACCCCUUUUCCUACGAAGACUCUCAAGCCCGCCGCCAGGCACGCCUCUCGUUGGAGCAAGUGGAAAAGUCCAAAUCUGCCCCGGGAAGAACCCUCAUCGCAUGCGGCGAGUACAAGUCAAAGGGAUCUCUGGAGCUUUACGGCCUACCACCUGUGGGAGAGCCGGCCAGAAACCGGCAGACAUGUGCCCGCUCCAAACUAAUGUCCGUCGUCAACCACGGCUCUUGCCUCGCCGUGGCAGAUGGCAUGGGGUACGUCAAGUGGUUCGAACGCGACGGCUUCACCGAGGUGCGCCGGCACAGAAUCGGACACAGCGAGAGAACGGAGGGACCGUCAAUUUUUGCCUCGAUGCCUGGCUCGGGCGACCUGGCGCGGAAGCUGCUUGCAACAAGGGCCGCGGCUUUGUUCAGUGGUGGCGAAGCCCAGGUCAAUAACAAUGACUUGGUUUUCUGGACGGGGGAGAAGCUGGGGCUGCUGGGUUUUUCCAGCCAGCCUGGGUUUGGGCCUAGUGAUUUUGAAAAGGGGGAAGAGCAGUCUGCGACCCCAGAGGAGCUGCAGCUGCAGGCUCAGGAGCAGGCGUAUGGCCAGAAGAUGCGGGAGGCGCUGCAGCGGCACGCAAACGAUGUCCGCUUGGCUAGUUACCUGGGGGGGGCUUCGCGGGGAUUUCAAUGAUCAGUUUAUAGACGUCUUUUGGAUAUCGUUUCAUGUCUUCUGCUUGAUAGAAUUUGAUUUUAUGUUUUACCUAUCUUGCAAUG